AUGCGCGGCGCGCUCGCGCCGUCGCCGCGCGUCCGCCGCCUCACCCCACCCCGCCUCUCCACGCGCGCCACCGCGUCUCCGCGACGCAUCGACCGUCCACGCACGAUAUGGAUCGACACCGACGAGAUCGAUUGCGUCACCGCCGCUUUGGAGUCUGGCGUCGGCGCCGUCGUCGUGACCAGGAGCGCCGCAUUCGCCGCGCGCUGCGGAACGCUCGCCUCUGGCAUGGACGUUUUGACCAUCGACGUCGAGUCGGGCUCGAUACAAGACGCGAACGGAGCGACGCGAGCGAUGGUGUACGCGUGCGAGACGCCGGAGGGGGUGGAGGCGAUGAACGCGAGCGCGCGGUCGGCGGCGCUUUCGGGUACGGCGGCGGUGAUGGACUGCGGGACGGGCGGGAAUUGGAGCGUAAUUCCGGCCGAAAACGCGGUCGCGGCGUUCGCGGGGAGCGAACGGGCGUUACUGGCGGUGGCGUCGACGGCGAGCGAGGCGCGGGUGUUCUUGGAGGCGCUGGAGACGGGGACGGAUGGAAUCGUAUUGAGAACGCGCGACCCGAACGAGGUACGAGCGAUGCGAGACGUCGCGAGCGGUGGAUCGGUGGCGUUAGAGAUGGCGACAGUGACGACGAUCGAGCGCGUGGGCGCCGGAGAUCGCGUCGCCGUCGAUUGCGCGACGAAUUUCGAGAUUGGAGAGGGGAUGCUAUGCGGGAGUUACGCGAGCGGAUUGUUUCUCGUACACGCCGAAAACGUCGAGUGCGGCUACGUCGCCUCGAGACCGUUUCGCGUGAACGCCGGCCCGACGGCGUCGUAUUGCAAAGCUCCGAAUGGCAAAACAAACUACUUGUCAGAGUUGGGCGCCGGGUCGGAGGUUUUGGUCGUCGCGGCUGACGGCAAGAGCCGCGUGACGAAUGUCGCUCGAGUGAAAAUCGAGCGCAGAUCCCUCGUCUUGAUCAAGGCCGAGCACCCGACCGCGGGCACUUUAUCCGUCUUACUCCAAAACGCAGAAACCGUGCGACUGGUGCGUCCGAACGGCGAGCACGUCUCCGUGUCCGCGCUCCGCCCCGGCGCCGAAGUGCUCGUCGCCGUCGACCUCUGCGCCCGCCACGCCGGCACCGCCGUCGACGAAGCCGUCUGGUCCGAGCGCUGA
Molecule: messenger RNA, 1146 nt
Organism: Ostreococcus tauri
Lineage: Eukaryota; Viridiplantae; Chlorophyta; Mamiellophyceae; Mamiellales; Bathycoccaceae
Product: 3-dehydroquinate synthase
Exons: 1
Coding region: 1-1146 (381 amino acids)
Biological process (GO): aromatic amino acid biosynthetic process
Molecular function (GO): 3-dehydroquinate synthase activity; oxidoreductase activity
Source: RefSeq, a predicted model, not a curated record